Molecule: messenger RNA, 1704 nt
Organism: Girardinichthys multiradiatus
Lineage: Eukaryota; Metazoa; Chordata; Actinopteri; Cyprinodontiformes; Goodeidae
Gene: rae1
Product: ribonucleic acid export 1
Exons: 13
Coding region: 66-1172 (368 amino acids)
Biological process (GO): transcription-dependent tethering of RNA polymerase II gene DNA at nuclear periphery; RNA export from nucleus
Cellular component (GO): nuclear pore
Molecular function (GO): RNA binding; ubiquitin binding
Source: RefSeq, a predicted model, not a curated record
GAAGUCAUCAAACUGCGACACAGACGCGCCGCGGUGCCGUACAAUAGGCGUGACUUUAAUGCAGCAUGAGUUUGUUCGGAACGGCUUCCAGUUUUGGAACAGGAGGGACUGGUGUUUUUGGAGGCACGACAACUGACAGCCACAAUCCCAUGAAGGAUGUUGAAGUGACCUCGCCUCCAGAUGACAGCAUCAGCUGUCUGGCUUUCAGUCCUCCAACCAUGCCAGGAAACUUUCUUAUUGCAGGAUCCUGGGCUAAUGAUGUCCGAUGUUGGGAGGUGCAGGACAACGGUCAGACAGUCCCCAAAGCCCAGCAGAUGCACACAGGUCCGGUGCUGGAUGUCUGCUGGAGCGAUGAUGGUAGUAAAGUAUUCACUGCUUCGUGUGACAAGACAGCUAAGAUGUGGGAUCUUAACAGCAAUCAAGCGAUGCAGAUUGCACAGCACGAUGGUCCAAUUAAAUCAAUCCACUGGAUAAAAGCCCCAACCUACAGCUGUGUCAUGACCGGCAGUUGGGAUAAAACAUUAAAGUUUUGGGACACCCGCUCUCCUAAUCCCAUGAUGUCCCUGCAGAUGCCUGAGAGAUGCUACUGUGCCGAUGUUGUGUACCCCAUGGCAGUGGUAGCCACAGCUGAAAGAGGCCUUAUAGUGUACCAGUUAGAGAACCAGCCUUCUGAGUUUCGCAGAAUAGACUCCCCUCUCAAACAUCAGCACCGCUGUGUUGCCAUAUUUAAGGACAAGCAGAACAAGCCAACAGGUUUUGCACUGGGAAGCAUUGAGGGCAGAGUGGCAAUCCACUACAUCAAUCCGCCAAACCCAGCCAAAGAUAACUUCACCUUCAAGUGCCACAGGUCCAAUGGAACCAACACAACCACUCCACAGGACAUUUAUGCUGUCAAUGCCAUCUCCUUCCAUCCUGUCCACGGCACGUUGGCCACCGUGGGCUCAGACGGACGCUUCAGCUUCUGGGACAAAGACGCCCGCACCAAGCUGAAGACCUCUGAGCAGCUUGACCAGCCUAUCACAGCUUGCUGCUUCAACCAUAAUGGCAACAUCUUUGCAUACGCCUCGAGCUACGACUGGUCAAAGGGCCAUGAGUACUACAACCCCCAGAAAAAGAACUACAUCUUUUUGAGGAACGCUGCUGAGGAGCUGAAGCCUCGGAACAAGAAAUGAUUCAUCGUGCCCCGUCGUACCUCUUGUGGGGACUUGCGGAAGACCAGCUGCUUUAGUGUGCGUGUAUGCGUUCGAGACAUACUCCUUCCUUUCGACAGACGUCUGGACCAAUGCUGUGGCUCUCUGGUGCCAUGCAUGGUCAACCCAUGUUGAUGUUGCAUGAUAGCUGGCCUUUAAAGUCUUCAUAGAAGGGGAGGGUUUUAUUUGUUAAUCUUUAUUUUUUUAUUUUUUUAUUUGACAGUUAUAAUGUUUCCAAGUUUUUGUUUUUUUCCCACAACUUCCAAAAAGUUUUUUGUUUUUUUUUCCUGUAAUUUGCUGUUACUUAUUGUCACAUUAAAGAUAUUGGGAUGUAAAAUAAAUUAAGUGCAUACUCUUAGAUCUGAAGAUGUUGGUUCGUUUUCAAAAAUGACCUAAAGGAUCUCUGUAAGGUUCUGUGUUGGGAGAUUACAGAACUGUUAUGCACGCAAAGGUAUCACCUGCGGACUUGACCAGUAUUUCAGCUCACAUUUAAAUGAUAAAUGUUUUAACCACU